Molecule: messenger RNA, 1244 nt
Organism: Myxocyprinus asiaticus (Chinese sucker)
Lineage: Eukaryota; Metazoa; Chordata; Actinopteri; Cypriniformes; Catostomidae
Gene: natd1
Product: protein NATD1
Exons: 3
Coding region: 147-482 (111 amino acids)
Source: RefSeq, a predicted model, not a curated record
CAGCUGAUUUCCGUGGAUGGCGUUUUUUUGCAGGAUCAGAUGUUCGUCCUAACCUCGUCGAGGCAUGAAUGCGCCUCUCAUAGCUCUCGAAUCUGCCGUGGCACACUGACACGCAGCUUCCCCCUGACAGUAAACCCACAGACGUAAUGGCCCAGGCUGCACAGAUGAACGUCCUUGAUAUCAACACUCCUCCUCUUCGAGUGGAGCACGACAAAAAACGACGACAAUUCAGCAUCCGACUGAACGGUUCCCAUGACAAGGCUGUGCUGCUGUAUGAAUACGUGGGGAAGAAAACAGUGGAUCUGCAGCAUACUGAGGUUCCUGAAGCUUACAGAGGACGAGAGAUUGCCAAACACCUAGCCAAGGCUGCAAUGGAUUUUGUGGUAGAGGAAGACCUGAAAGCCCAUCUAACAUGCUGGUACAUCCAGAAAUACGUCAAAGAAAAUCCCCACCCCCAUUACUUGGAGCACAUCAUCCAUUGAGGGCAAGCAAGAGAGAGAUGGGGACACGAAAUGAAGAUCUCUCAGUUCUAAUAGGAUGAUUUGGGAUUGGGCGGGAUGUGUAUCUGUGGGAUGUGGGUGGGGGGGUGGGGGGGGUCCCUAAUCUGUCUGAUUGGUCUUGAAACUCCACAAAACAAAAGAUGUAUUUUUGGUUUGCGAGCAAGAGUGAAUGCGUUUGAAAGUGGGGAGAUAUCUGAAGCUAUACCAAGCUGUGUAAACGUUUUCUUGGAAGCCUGCACUCAGAGUGUGGACUUUGAGGUGGUCAAGGGAUUCAGUCCCCCAGUAAUUUCAGUGGUUUUCAAACUUUCAAGCCAGUGCAGAGAAGUGAGAGGAUAACACCCAAUAUGAGCUCAAAAUAUGAUCAUAAAAGUGACGUUAGACAGCAAAUGCCUCUCUGGCCUCAUGCCUUCUGAUUUUAGCGGUGCUUACGAGAGAGAUGCACACCUAAUUGUGUUCCCACAUGCACAGACAAUCUCUCAAACCAUACAAAGUGCACAUCCAGCCUGGCAUGGAUUAUAAGGGACAACACAAUCUACCGUCCCAGUCAGAGACAGCCAUUUUAUUAUCUGCAUGUUCUAGGCUGAUUUUGUGCUUUUGCGUGUGUGUGCCCGGUGUAGACUAUGGCCAGUGAGGAGCUCAGAUUCUGAAGACAAUCGCCCAACCUUAAUAAUCUGCAGGGCUGAACCUCUCAGGAUGCACUCUUAAUAAAAACAAUAAAGCACCUCUCCAUAGAGGAUUCUGUUA